Linum trigynum is the source of this 7795-nucleotide messenger RNA. The record is from the annotation of a GenBank genome assembly. Lineage: Eukaryota; Viridiplantae; Streptophyta; Magnoliopsida; Malpighiales; Linaceae.
GGAAAUUAAAAAUGCUAAAACCCAGGCCUUAGGUUUUAGUAUCCCGCCAUGUCUUCCUUCUUCCCUCCACCUUCGUUGCUCCAUCUUCCGUUCACUGCUUCACUCUCCGGCACAGCUACUAGUAGAUGCGACAGCGUCAUGCCCUUGAAGAUGCUCGGAACUUCACUCUGGAUAGUUUCCUUGCUUCUCAUGGCGGCUGAGACGGCGUCGUCCUGGUCGCCGUCGCCGAUGGCCAGUUCCGGCCCUCACAUUGGUGAUGUCAACAUACUGCUCCCUCCUAAGAUGACGUACUCUGUGGAUUACCGGCUUCAAGGAUAUGAUGGCUGCUUCAAAUGGUCAUGGGAUCAUCGUGAUAUACUCUCUGUUGUACCUGAAUAUAAUGCAAGUAGCCACUGCUCAACAAGCGCGAUGUUGAGCUCCAUUGCCCCCUUUAGUGGUCGGAAGGAGACUGCAGUUUAUGCUACUGAUAUACAAACUGGGGUUGUAAUUCGCUGCAAAGUUUUUAUUGACAAAAUCUCCAGGAUUCAGAUCUUUCAUAAUUCCAUUAAACUGGAUCUAGAUGGACUUGCCACUCUUCGAGUUCACGCAUUUGAUAGUGAAGAUAAUGUGUUUUCAUCCUUAGUUGGCUUACAAUUCAUGUGGCAACUAGUACCUGAAGGUCCGGGGCCUCAUCACCUAGUUCAUGUUCCUCUCAAGCAUUCUCCUUUGAGCGACUGUGGUGGAUUAUGUGCAGCCUUAAACUUCAGGAUAAAGCUUGAAGAUGAUGGUGUAUUCUCAGAUCUGUGCGUUGUCAAAGGGACUGGGAUUGGACGUGAGACUGUAUCUGUACAGAUGCGUGAACCACAAUUUGAGCGCAUGAGUGAUAGGAUAGUACUAACUGUUGCAGAAGCCAUGUCAGUCGAGCCCCCUUCUCCUGUCUAUGUCCUGGUUGGUGCUGCUUUACAAUACACUCUUAAAGUCAUCAGAGGAAAUGUUCCACAAGUUGUAGCAUUACCAUCUCCACAUCAUCACUGGUCUGUCUCAAACUCCUCAGUUGCUGAAGUAGAUCCAAUGCAGGGUUCUGCUCAUGCUCUGAAUUUGGGAAUAACGGCUGUUGCUGUUAAAGAUACUAGAGUUGCUGGCCAUGUACAGAUUUCCUCACUGUAUGUGGUGGUACCAGAAAGCUUACAUCUGUAUAUAGUGCCACUCUCUAUUUCUGGCGACCCGAUGGAAGGAGUUCAACCUGUUGCUUCUGGGGCUACAUGGUACGUGGUUAUUGGCCAUUGUUACCUUAUCAAAGUCAAAGUUUUCUCUGGCGGGCCUGAUGCACAAGAGAUCUACAUCACAGAGAAAGAUAAUGUUAGACUGUUGGAUGAACCAACUGAUUACUGGAAAUCAUUGCCGCCAUCAGCUGCUAAUGUUGUCGAACAUGGCUGGUGGAAUUAUAGAGUCAUCAACGUAACCUCUCUGGGUCUUGGAAAAUUAGCAGCAUCUUUGAUUUAUUUCCAUGGGCAUAAGGAAAGAGAGCAGGUUCUGAAAGUUGAGCAAGAAAUUGUCGUUUGUGAUCACGUAAAAUUUCUUCUGGAUGGUAACACAACAUCUCAAGUUGUCCACCUUCCAUGGGCUCCUGCAGUUUACCAAGAGGUGGAGCUGAAGGCUGUGGGAGGUUGUGCAAAAGCAUCAGCUGACUACAAAUGGUACUCAUCAGAUGCUUCUACUGUGUCAAUUUCAACUUCAGGGAUCAUCCUGGCUAUGAAGCCUGGUAAAGCUACUGUGAAAGUAGUUUCUGGAUUUGAUCCCUUCAAUUAUGAUGAGGUGUUGAUCGAAGUUUCUUUGCCUUCAUCUAUGAUUAUGCUCCCAAACUUCCCUGUGGAGACUGUUGUGGGGUCACAUCUUCAAGCUGCAGUGACAUUAAAAUCGUCAAAUGGUGCCUAUUUCUACAAAUGCGAUGCUUUUCGUACUUUUGUGAAUUGGAGAACUGGAAGCGAGUCUUUUGUUGCCCUAAAUGCUACAGAGGAAUCACUUGCUCUCCAUAAGCUAGCAAAAGCUGGCCAUGGGUAUGUGAGUGGUCCACCUUGUUCAUGGACUAAGGUUUAUGCAUCUGGUUCUGGUCAGACGCUGCUUCAGGCUAUUCUAUCCAAGGAAUACCACAGCUUUGAUCAUCACUUCCAUGGACCUAUUGUCUUGAAGGCCUCAUCACGAAUUGCAUCAUAUCCACCACUUAUCCUGGGUCAGUUAGGUGAUGGGAACCAAUAUGGAGGUUAUUCUUAUGAAGGAACAGAUGAUGAAAUAGAAAAUUUGGAGAAGUUAUAUCUUGUUCCAGGAACAAGUUUGGAUGUCAUGCUUCUUGGAGGUCCCAAACAGUGGGGCACUAGUGUUGAGUUCAUUGAAACUGUUGAACUGCUGGAUGACGAGACUGUUAAGAAUAAAGUUGGCCUUCAAGUGCAUCAACUUACUGGCAGCUACAGGAGUACGUACCGAAUUUUGUGCUCAAGUCAUGAGGCCUAUAAAUUGGUUUUCAGACGUGGGAAUUUGGCAGGAGAUGAGCAUCCGGUGCCCACUGUUGCAGAAGUUACACUGUCUGUUACCUGCGGCAUUCCAUUUUCCAUUGCACUUAUCAUUGAUGAACCUGUUAAUGAACGUGAUCUUGUAAGGACUGUGGCUGCUGCUGAACGUAGCACAGGACACAUUCAAAUCACCCCUAUAACAGUGGCGAAUGGUCAAACUGUCAGAGUUUCUGCUGUUGGCAUUGCAACUCUAGGGGAAGCUUUUGCAAACUCAUCUUCUCUUUAUCUGAAAUGGGAAUUGAUGGGCUGUGAAGGCCUAGCAUACUGGAAUUAUGCUUAUGAAUCAAAGAGUUCUAAGUCCAGUUGGGAGAGAUUCUUGGUCCUGCAAAAUGAAUCAGGACAGUGCAUUAUCCGUGCUACUGUUAUUGGCUUCAGCAAACCAAUAAACCGUCAAUAUUCUGCUGAGCUGGCAGACAAAUCUUUGACAGAUGCUAUUCAGUUGCAGCUUGUGUCGACACUGAGGCUGACUCCAGAAUUCAACUUGUUAUAUAUGAAUCCUGAUGCAAAGGCCAAUCUUUCAAUUUUUGGGGGCAGUUGCCUCUUAAAAGCUUCUGCUAAUGACUCUCAAGUGGUGGAGGUUCUUGAAUCUCCACCUGGUCUGCAAUGUCUGCAAUUGACAAUCGCUCCUAAAGAGCAAGGGUUUGCAAAUGUGACAGUUUAUGACGUUGGACUUGUCGUUCCAGUUGCAGCUUCUGCUGUGGUCCAAGUUGCUGAUCUGGAGUGGAUUAAGAUUAUGUCCGGAGAUAAAAUAAGCCUCAUGGAAGGACAGUCUCAUUCCUUAAACUUAAUGUCUGGGAUUAACAACGGGAGAAUUUUUGACUCAUCUCAGUAUGCCUUCAUGGAGAUGGUAGUGCAUAUUGAGGAUGAUGUGGUGGAAGCUGUAGAUAAUGGCAAUAUUGGAAGUUCUUGCUCCUAUCUUACCACUCCUGACUUCAAGAUCAUUGGAAAACGGCUUGGCUUCACGAAUCUUUAUGUCAGUGCUAGACAGAAUUCUGGAAAUGAAAUAUCCAGUCAACUGGUAAAAGUUGAAGUAUUUGCACCUCUGAAAAUUCACCCAGAAGAAAUUUUCCUCGUUCCUGGGGCAUCUUAUAUGCUCAAUGUGGAAGGUGGCCCAACAAUCGGACAGUAUGUGGAAUUUGCUUCUGAGGAUGAACAAAUAGCAACAGUUGACAAAGCCUCUGGACGUCUUUCUGCAAUUUCUCCUGGAAACACUACAAUAAUUUCUACUGUUCAUGGACCUGAAGAUAUAAUUUGUAAAGCAUCAGCUCUUGUGAAAGUGGGAGUACCUUCUUUGGCAACGUUACAUGCGCAAAGUGAACAACUUGAUGUUGGUAGGCAAUCGCCAAUAUAUCCUUUAUUUGAAGAGGGCAAUUUGUUUUCCUUUUAUGAGCUUUGCAAAGGGUACAAAUGGACUAUAGACGACGGAAAGGUGAUCGACUUCUACAAGUUGGAAAAACCCCUUGGUGAUAAAAACUGGUCCCCGUUGGAUGAUGAGAAAGAACCUGAUUUUAUGAAAGUCGUGUACGGAAGGUCUGCCGGCAGGACAACUGUUGCAGUAACAUUCUCGUGUGACUUCGUUUCUAGUUCAUAUUCACAAUCUAGACUGUAUGAUGCCUCGGUGUCAUUGCUGGUUGUGCCUGAUCUCCGGCUCACGCCUGGAGUUCCAGCAGCAUGGGUUCUUCCUCCUCAUUAUGUUACCUCUGCUCUUCUGACUUCAUCUUCUGAAUCACGUGGCCAGAGGGAUAGUCACAGUAAAAAAGGAACGAUUGCCUAUUCCUUGUUGAGGAUCUGUGGUGAAAGGAAUGAAAUCUUACAAGAUGGCAUUAUUAUUGAAGGCGAGAAGAUAAGAACAACGGAGAGUAACAAUGUUGGAUGCAUACAGGCAAAAGAUCGAAUAACUGGGAAGACGGACAUUGCCUGCUGCAUCAGAGUUGCUGAGGUAGCUCAAAUCAGAAUCACAAAUGAGGAGUUUCAAUACCGUGCAAUUUAUCUUCCAGUUGGUGCUGAACUUGAUCUUCCCGUAACAUACUUUGAUGCCUUAGGAAACCCUUUCCAUGAAGCAUACAACGUUAUUCCUUAUAAAGUCGAAACAAACCAUCGUGAUAUCCUUUCUCUUGGGGGUAUUAAAUACAGCAGUGUGAAUAUUCAUCUCAAGGCUAUGCAACCUGGUCGGGCUCUUUUACGGGUAUCACUCGCUAGCAAUCAACAGAAGUCGGACUAUGUUCUGAUUUCAGUAGGUAAUUUGUAUCCGCUGAACCCUGUCAUUCAUAAAGGAGGUUAUCUAUACUUCAGUGUGGAAGGUGUUAAUGACUGGUCGUCUGGCCGCUGGCUUAGUGCCAAUAAUAGUGUCGUAGAUAUUGAUAGUUCUGGAAAAGCUGUAGGGGUUGGUGUAGGGUCCACUCAAGUAACGUUUGAGUGCCAUCCAAUGAAAGUACAAACAGAGGUCACGGUGCUAUCAGGAAAUGUUGUUUCUGUUAAUCCUCCUGAAGAGUUGCUGACGAAUGUUCCAUACCCAACGAAAGGAUACAGCUUCCCUGUUAAAUUCAGUGGUGUACAGCAAAAGUCUGAAUCUAGUGAAAGUAGCAAAGAAGUACAAUUUGACUGCAAAGUGGAUCCACCUUAUAUCGGAUAUGUAAAGCCACGGGUGGAUGCAGACUCUGGAAAUCUGUUCUGUGUCUUCUUCCCUUACCCCCCAGAACAUUUGACACGUUCAGCUCCCAGGUCAAAGGAUAUAAGACCAUAUAUAUCUCUUACCAUUUACGUUUCACUCAAAGAGAGCAACCAGGUUUCUGGAUCGGCAUCUGCGCUUUUCGCUGGGGGUUUUUCUGUACCAGAGAUGGACAUGGGUUCUAUGGAGGUGAAUCUAACACCAGACUCCAACACGACAACUAUAACCAUCUUGGGGAACACAGGUAUUGAAAUUGACUGGCACGAAAAGGAUGCCAUUGAGUUCAACCUUCUCGACGAGGAAGAUUUCGGGGUUGGUGGCCGUGCUUCCUACGAGCUGAAAGUGUCAGGACCAAACAGAGUGAAGGACCACAUUCGAAUCUCACUCCCAACCAAUGGUCAAGAAAUGUUAAUUGACGUGAACUACGAACCUGGUCCAAAACCAGCAGACGAGAAAACCCCCGCCAGCCUCACGUUGCGAUCAGUCAUAGCUGGGGCCCUCAUUUUGGUUACUUCGGUAGCAGCCAUUCUGAUAAUCAAGGGGGAAGUGUCCAGCAGAACUCGAGCACCAUCACCACCAUCGUCGAUACCUCCAACUAAUGGCACUGCAAACGCUCCUCCUCCUGGGACUCCCGAUCGUGGGAGUGGCUCUAAGUUUACAGAACAGUCGCCAAGAACGCCUCAGCCUUACAUAGACUACGUGAGGCAGACGAUAGACGAGACCCCGUUUUAUCGGAGAGACGGUAGGAGGAGGUUUAACCCUCAGAACACUUACUAGGUUAGGUUGGCCUCGCUUUAGAAGAACUCUGCUUCUUGGUUUCCUUUUUUGGAGGCGGAAAAAAAAUUCCAGGUGUAAAUAUCAGAGUGAGAUGUAUGAAAACCUAUUCUCGAACAAUUGAUCUUGAUGGAUUUAUCAGUUAGAUGCACUUCUAGAAGUAGAUUAGGGAAACAACAGAUUGCUAUCAAUUCAUAUUAGGUUGAAUUUAAACUGAUGGAUUGUGGUAUGUAGAUUUUGUGAGACUCUCGUACAAUCGUACUUAAAUGAGAAAGUUGAUUGAUAAUAGGUUUGUGAAUCUUAGCUAAUGAGUUAUAAUAUAUAAACUCAUAAAGUUCUUUAAUUUAUACUAGCUUUGUGCCCGGCCGGAUGGCCGGGUUCAUUACAUUUUAUCAUUUCAAAUAAUUAUCCCUUUGAGACAUAUGAUCAAAUGAUUUAAAAUAAAUAAAUUUCAUUUUUUACAUCUUUUAGCUUUUUUAGGUUUGUGUGAUAGUUGAUUUGAAGGUUUUGGUCAUCGAAUUUGGUGUCUCUUUUAACUUGAUUUCUUUGAGAUUAUUUGACAUAAUUGAGCUAUGGUUUAAUGGGAAUAUGUUUUUGAAUAAUAUUAAUAAGGGGUAUUUUUAUUUUAGUUGAUUUCCCUUUUUAUCUAACAUGUUAUUUUUCAUUUUGUGAAAGGGAUUUUAGUAAAUAAGUAUUCUUAUUUUCCGGCUUUUAUUAGUCUUCCUUUAUCAUUUUUUUUAAUUAAAUAGGUUAGCUUUUGGGUUAAAAUUGGAUAAAUAAAAUAUUAUGUCAUGCUCUACUACCACAAUUUUAUACAAUUAUUAUUAACGUAUCAAUUUAUCACAAAAAUAAUAACAAAUUCAAUAUCACAAUUAAAAAUACAAAAAUAAGGCGGUUUAUUAGGAGUUUUAUCACAAAAAUAAAAACAAAUUCAAUAUCACAAUUAAAAAUAAAAAAAUAAGGCGGUUUAUUAGGAGUUUUAUAGAGGAAGGGGACAUGUUGGGAACGGUUUUGAGGAGAGAGAGAAAGGUUUAAAUUUAAAGCCUAGUGACGUGGAUGCAUAAAAAUCGUUUAAGGCUUACGUGGAGUGGGUUAAAAUCUCAAACCCUUUUAAUAUAUUUUAAGAUGAGCAUACUCACGAAUUUUGUGUAUAAUCUAUCACUAGAAAAUUGUCGAUUUCGUUUUGAUUCAUUUACGUAGUAUAUAAUUAUUAAUUGGAUUGUGUUCUUCGGAAAUUAAGUAAAUUAAUGGACUACUUCUACUAUGCUAUAUAAAGAAUUUGUACAGACGAAUAUAAAUUUAAUCUAAAAUUACAACAUAAAAACAAAAAUCUAUAACUAGGGAUGGCAAUGGGUCGGGUUUGGGGCGGAUUGUAAACCCAUCCCCGUACCCAUUUUCAAUUAUCAAAUCCAUACCCUCCCCAUCCCCAUACGGGGAAGAUUUUGCAUCCCCAUCGGCCCAUCCCCAUCCCCGCGGGUUUCGGAUACCCGAGGGUAAGCCCUGCCCCGUACAUCUUAUUAUGAUUAUAACUUAAUUAACACACUUGAAUUCAACAAAACAUAUAACUAUUGAGUUGAAACAUCAAACCUAAUCAAUGAUGAACCUAAUAAAGAACCACUGAAAAUCUUAAUUAGAUCAUCCAAUUCCUACUAAGUUCCAUAAAUAAAAUACCAAUAAGUAAUCCAACACCAAAUUAUUCAUCUCCAAAACACCUAUUAAAUAAUACAAAUUCACACAUAAAAGUCAAGUUAUCCUCCCAAGUAGGGUUAGAAACGUGUUAGCCUGUUAAGAAAUUAAGAUUGGUUUA